AUGUUAACUUCUUUACCUUCCUUUUCUCGGUUAAAUCAACUUGCAUCUUCUGAUUCAACUUCCAAUUCCAACCAGUAUCCCAAUUCCAAUUCUCAAGGUCACUACUCAGGUUCUAAUCAAGGAUAUCAACCUGUUCAAGGUCAACAACCUUUAUACCCGCAAUUGCCAGGAUUACCCAAUUCCAAUCAAUAUCAAGGAUAUAAUGGAGGAGGAGGAGGGGGUGGAAACAGUGGGGCUAUACAACAAUAUGGAUACCCUCAACCUGUUCCAUCAGGUCCAUCAGGAUACAACCAACCUACCAAUCAAGUUGGACCGUAUAAUGCACAAUCAACAUCCUUGUACGCUCAACAGAACAACUAUAGAUAUCCUAACUCUACUGGAACUCAAGGUUCAACCCAAAUGCAACCUCAACAAUUGGAAACUGUAUCAAAAGAUGAAGAUCCAAUUUAUGGUCCUUUAGGUAGGACGAGAGGUAAGAUUGAUAGAGCCUUAUUGGGCGAUAAUGAGAUUAGUCCAGAUUUAGCAGAUGGUUUAAGCCUUCCAUUACAAUCAAGUGAAUCCUAUAUUAACCCCCCAAGUCACGCAACAGCAUUCAAACCUGCUCGCAUUACGAAACGGACGCCUUUACCUGACGCUUUACAUCAAGAGUUGAAUUUCAAACACCUUACUGCUAAAAUGGGCCUAUUUGAGGAAAUCGAAAGAGCUUGGUUUACAGUAGAUAACAAGCUGUUUUUGUGGGAUUAUAGUGAUGGUCGCGAUUUUAGCAGAUAUGACGAACAAAACGAUACUAUCCAAGCUGUUGGCCUAGUAAAAGCUCGAAAAGACGUCUUUGUAGACGAGAUCACUCAUGUUCUCGUCAUCUGUACAUCCUCUAAAGCUACUCUACUCGGAUUAUCUCGACCCCCUAAUUCUCGUGAAAUCAGUCUAUAUGCAACCAACCUCUCAGUAGAAACCCCAACUGCUAUGGUAGAUAUCAAAGGCACUUCCGCGGGACGAAUUUUCACGCUUGGAGCGAACAAGGAUCUUUACGAACUAGAUUACUCCUCGGAUAGUUCAUGGUUCUUUGGAAGUUCCACUAGAGUAGGACUACAUAACAGGAGCAGUGGUAGUUUGGCGAAUUGGACUCCUGGAUUCUUGGCCUCCAAAGCUAAGGAAGGUAUCGAAUCGUUUGCUUUGGAUAGUCAACAGGGACGACUAUACACCUUGCAAACCGGUGGAGAGAUCGAGAUGAUAGAUGUUUCAGGUGCCAACUAUAUAAGCAAAGCGAGGUACACCAAGUUGAAACAUGAUCUCAACCGUAAUGGGCAAGGUGGGAAUGUCAAAGUAGUUGCUUUAGCAAUCAUUGGUGGACAUGAAAGUAAAAGAGCUUGUCUAGUAGCUAUCGCGUCUAACGGUCAUCGUGUAUACUUUGCAACUACGCCUUCUUUUUGGCCCUCCUUUUCCCGAGCUUCCCUGCCUUCUCAAGCCAAUCUUCCGGUCUCCGCCCAAUCAUUCUACUCGUCAGGAACGUUCAUAUCCGUACAACAUGAUAAUACUGCACCUACGCCUCAAACUCAACUCAAUUUCGCAGUCCCUAAUUGUGGUCGUCAAUCAGCUUUACGUGAAAAUAUGGAUUCAUAUGAAUCACCUGCAUUCCAAGAGUGGACAACAACAGAAGUCAUCCCUAGUCAAGUAUGGACCAUCGUUGAACUACCCUCAACAAAUCCUGCUUUUUCCACACCAAGCUUAACGAGAGCAGAUGGCAUUGCUUUAUCUCCAUUACCCAGACAGGCAACCACUCAAUCUAGAGAAUUCUUAGUCCUUGCUACUAGUGGCUUGUUCUGGGUUAGUCAACCUAGACCUAUAGACAUGCUACAGAGUGACUUGGAAUUAGAAAAAGAUGCGGCUAUAAAUACCGUUCGAUUGCAAUUUGGUAAAUCGCAAUUGGCGGCUAUGUCCCUUCAAUUGGGUGCUACGACGGAUCUGAAACAAGCCGAUAUCACCUCUGCUAUUUCUACGAUUCUUCUCACAUCGGGCGAACCUAUCAUCAAAGACAGCACUGGAGGUAAAACUAUCAACUACUCAGGUAGACAUGAUGGUUUAGCUCUGAUAAUCGCUAGAUACCUUAGACCAAUAUGGAACACGAAAGUCACUGUACCAGCUUAUGGUGCACCUGGAAGACAGCUUUUAGGUGUGACCGAAGGUGUUCUUUUAGCUGCACAAGGGAGAUUAGAGAAAUUGAGAAGGUACCUAGAUGAGCAUCCCUUUCAAAGAUAUCAAGCUGAAGGAGACGCUAAAAUUGCUUGGGAUCAAGAGGAUAUGUCAAUACAUGGCUUAGAGAUUCUGUUGAAACAGGCGGUAGAAGCUAUCUCAUUCAUCUUGUUGUUAUCAGAUUAUAAAUUGUCGGAUAUCAUCCUUAGAACCGACCCCCAAACCCAACAAACCCUAUCCAAUCUCACCUUCCAGAAUCUUUUGACUAGUCUUGACGGAAAAGAUGUGGCUCGAAGGCUGGUCACUGCUCUGAUCGAGCAACAGAUUGGUCAAGAGCUGGGUAUCGAUACGCUCAGUGAGAUCUUGCAACAACGAUGUGGUACUUUCUGUCAACCCGGAGACGUGGUGAUGUACAAGGCCGAGGAGUCCAUGCGACGGGCGGAGGGAUCAAGAGAUUUUGGCGAGAGGAGCGAGUCUCUUGCUGAAUCUCUUCGUUUAUUCACACGAACAGCAGGUUCCAUACCGAUACCUAGGUUACAAGAGGUAUCGAAACGAUACAGAACUAUGCAAUAUACUGUUGGUGCUAUUCAACUUCCACUAAAAACAGCUGUGGACUUGGAUCCAAACGAUAAAGCCGUAGACUACGUAGGUGAUGGUGAACAUCCUGCUGAUCCCCGAAAAGCACUCUUCGAGGCUAGGAAACAAUGUUACGAGAUGGUCAUUGAGGCUCUAGGUAUGUUCGACGAGUUGUUAGACCGAGCUACACAGGAAGGAAAUACUGGAAGUGCGACACAGAAAAGAGAUGAAGCGUAUGCUCUUGCUAUUGCUUCUGACGAUGAAUUAUUCCAUUUCUACCUGUAUGAUUGGCACGUUGAGCGUGGACUACAAGAGCAACUGCUAGAGUUUGAUACUCCUUACAUUGAGCAAUACCUCAAAUUAACGAUCAACAAUGUGGAAGAUAGACGAGAUCUAUUGUGGAAAUUCUAUGCUAGAAGAGAAGACUAUUUACCUGCCGCAGAAGCAUUAUCAAAUCUUGCCACUCGACCAAGUCCUAUGGUGCUACACGACAGGUCCUAUUACCUAGCUCAAGCCUUGACUUCAGCGAAAUCGGCCGCCUCGCUUGGAUCUGAAGAUGUAGAGUUCACCUCUCGUUUACAAGAGCAGAUUGAUGUUGCUCAAGUACAGAUGGAAGUCGCUCGUGGGGUUGAGACUCAUCCUGAUAUGACGGCGGAUGAUAAGAAUGAAGUUCUGGCAAAGUUGAAUACCGAUCUGUUGCAGCUUGAUGAGCUGUAUCAAAACUUUGCAAGACCCCUACGACUCUACGAGCCCAUCUUACUCAUUCUCAAGACGGCCGAUACGAGGAUUGACGAUGUUUGUGAAGCUGUUUGGAGACAACUAUUGGGUACUUACAGAUCAGCUGGAAAUGUUGCCAUGUCAGAAAUCAUAGUCAGGCUGUGUAGGAGAUAUUCCCCUUCUGAGGCUGCCCCAUUGGACAUAAUGGUACCGGUAGUAUACGCUGAAGCUCAAGGCUGCUCGGGUGGUCAAGCCGGCUGGGCGACCAUGGCUCUGUUAGAUGGAGGUGUACCAUUACAUGAUUUAUGGGAGGCUACUGUUGGUUUAUAUGAGAAUUCCGAUGAUGAAGAGAGAGAUUAUUACGCUGAAGAAGUAUCUGUCAUCGCCUCCAGAUGGAUAGGAAGGAAAGACGAGAUUCCAGCUGCUGAGGUCGAAAGAUUCGCUUCCGCUUACUUACUGCGAACGAACGGAGCUCCAUUGGACGAUGUCAGACGUGGUACCAGGGAAAGACUGACAGCUGCCAAACAAGCUGCCGUGAGAUACUAG
Molecule: messenger RNA, 4029 nt
Organism: Kwoniella shivajii
Lineage: Eukaryota; Fungi; Basidiomycota; Tremellomycetes; Tremellales; Cryptococcaceae
Exons: 20
Coding region: 1-4029 (1342 amino acids)
Biological process (GO): protein localization to nuclear inner membrane; protein import into nucleus; transcription-dependent tethering of RNA polymerase II gene DNA at nuclear periphery
Cellular component (GO): nuclear pore; nuclear pore inner ring
Molecular function (GO): structural constituent of nuclear pore
Source: RefSeq, a predicted model, not a curated record